GAGACUCCUCUGCAACUCGCACAAAAACAAAAUCCCAAGAACCCUUGGGACCUACUACAGUUGAGCGGAUAGUGGAGCACCAUCACAGACGCCAACAUGAAGAGCAUUCGCUUGAUUACUCCCUUACGCACAAUCCUCUACCAUCCGAGCCCCCAAAUCCCUUCUCAUCUCGUCUUCCUCCUCAAGCCAUCUCCUCGAUUGCUCCUCUUCUCCUCUUUGUCUAGUUCCGUAACCUCUCCUCGGAGCUCUCCAGUUCCUAGUCUCAGUGGGACGCAGCAGAACUUGAAACCGGAUGUCGGUUUGUUCGUGGCGAGGUGCGUCUCUCCAUUGUCAUCGCUGGCAGCGGAGCAACAGCAGCCGCACACGGUGGAAUGGAAUGAGCCGGUUUCGAGCUCUGAGUUCGGCAAUGGCGGUGAUGAUGGUAGUGUGGCGGAAGACACCAGGCCCUCGAUUCCUGUUCGGGCUUACUUUUUUUCCACCAGUGUGGAUCUGAAAAGUCUAGUGGAGCAGAACAAACCCAACUUUAUGCCACCCACAUCUCGAAUGACGAAUUAUGUCGUUCUUAAGUUUGGCAAUCUUUCACAAUCAAUGGGUUCAGGUCCAUGCUUAAGCGGAAGUGAUUGCUCCUACAUGGUUGUUUUUCAGUAUGGCUCCAUUGUCUUGUUUAAUGUUAAUGAGCGUCAGGUUGACGGAUUCUUAAAAAUUGUCCGAAGACAUGCAUCAGGAUUACUCCCUGAGAUGAGAAAAGAUGAAUAUGAGGUGAGAGAGAGGCCUACUUCAUGCACAUGGAUGCAAGGUGGGUUGGACUACAUUGUGUUGCAAUCCUUGAAUAUUGAUGGAAUUCGACUCAUUGGUUAUGUUCUUGGUCAAAGUAUUGCUCUUGACUACUACGUGCGGCAGGUUGAUGGAAUGGUUGCAGAAUUCACUGAUAUAAAUCGUGGCAUGGAGAAAACGGGAACAUUUACCAUGGAUAAGAAAAAACUUUUUCAGAUUGUGGGAAAGGCAAAUUCUAACCUCGCUGAUGUGAUUCUUAAGCUUGGACUUUUUGAGAGAUCUGAAAUUGCCUGGAAGGACGCAAAAUAUGCUCAGAUAUUGGAAUAUCUUAGAGAGGAAUUCGAACUGACACAGCGAUUUACAAGUCUCGAAAUUAAGUUGAAGUUUGUGGAGCACAACAUCCAAUUUCUCCAGGAAAUUCUUCAGAAUAGGAAGUCAGAUUUUUUGGAAUGGCUUAUCAUUAUAUUGAUUAGUGUUGAGAUCAUCAUCUCUCUUUAUGACCUUGUCCACAGGUCAGGGAGUCUUAUUUAGCGCCAUCUUCCCGUGGGACAUUUUGUUGAUACGCAGCGAUUCCAUUUCUCGUAUAGAUUUAUAUUCCAUCUUGUAAAGAAAAGAUAACAGAUUGAUUGCUAAAGCUGAUUAUGUAAAUUUUGGAAUUGUUAAUUCUACUAUGUAUACAGUUAAUUAAUUUAGGUAAAUGUGUCUAAGGAUUGAACA
This is a messenger RNA of Tripterygium wilfordii, 1491 nucleotides long. RefSeq lists its product as uncharacterized. NCBI's taxonomy places the organism in Eukaryota, Viridiplantae, Streptophyta, Magnoliopsida, Celastrales, Celastraceae. The record is from RefSeq and is a predicted model, not a curated record. The coding region runs from base 97 to 1305 and encodes 402 amino acids. The transcript has 7 exons.